Molecule: messenger RNA, 1629 nt
Organism: Diceros bicornis minor
Lineage: Eukaryota; Metazoa; Chordata; Mammalia; Perissodactyla; Rhinocerotidae
Gene: CHRNG
Product: cholinergic receptor nicotinic gamma subunit
Exons: 12
Coding region: 1-1566 (521 amino acids)
Biological process (GO): regulation of membrane potential; chemical synaptic transmission; signal transduction
Cellular component (GO): postsynaptic membrane; synapse; neuron projection
Molecular function (GO): transmembrane signaling receptor activity; acetylcholine-gated monoatomic cation-selective channel activity
Source: RefSeq, a predicted model, not a curated record
AUGCACAGGGGCCAGGGGCCGCUGCUCCUUCUGCCGCUGCUGGCUGUCUGUUUGGGAGCUGAGGGCCGGAACCAGGAGGAGCGGCUGCUCGAGGACUUAAUGCACAACUACAACCCCCACCUGAGGCCCGCUGAGCGCGAUUCGGAUGUGGUCAACGUCAGCCUGAAGCUCACCCUCACCAACCUCAUCUCCCUGAAUGAGCGAGAGGAGGCCCUCACCACCAAUGUCUGGAUAGAGAUGCAGUGGUGUGACUACCGCCUGCGCUGGGACCCACAAGACUACGAAGGCCUGUGGGUGCUGAGGGUGCCGUCCACCAUGGUGUGGCAGCCGGACAUCGUGCUGGAGAACAACGUGGACGGCGUGUUCGAGGUGGCCCUCUACUGCAACGUGCUCGUGUCUCCUGACGGCUGCGUCUACUGGCUGCCGCCCGCCAUCUUCCGCUCCUCCUGCCCCGUCUCCGUCACCUACUUCCCCUUCGACUGGCAGAACUGCUCCCUCGUCUUCCAGUCCCAGACCUACAGCACCAAUGAGAUCAAUUUGCACCUGAGCCAGGAAGAUGGUCAGACCAUUGAGUGGAUUUUCAUUGACCCUGAGGCCUUCACAGAGAAUGGGGAGUGGGCCAUCCGGCACCGGCCGGCCAAGAUGCUGCUGGACGAGGUGGCAGUGCCGGCCGAGGAGGCGGGCCACCAGAAGGUGGUCUUCUACCUGCUCAUCCAGCGCAAGCCCCUAUUCUACGUCAUCAACAUCAUCGCGCCCUGCGUGCUCAUCUCUUCCGUUGCCAUCCUCAUCUACUUCCUUCCUGCCAAGGCCGGUGGCCAGAAGUGUACCGUUGCCAUCAACGUGCUCCUGGCCCAGACCGUCUUCCUCUUCCUCGUGGCCAAGAAGGUGCCCGAGACCUCCCAGGCGGUGCCCCUCAUCAGCAAGUACCUGACCUUCCUCCUGGUGGUGACCAUCCUCAUCGUCGUGAAUGCUGUGGUCGUGCUCAACGUGUCCUUGCGGUCCCCACACACGCAUUCCAUGGCCCACAGGGUCCGCAAGGUGUUCCUGCAGCUCCUGCCCCAGCUGUUGCGGAUGCAUGUUCGCCCGCUGGCCCCGGCAGCUGUGCAGGACGCCCGGCCCCGGCUACAGAACGGCCCCUCCUCGGGGUGGACAGUCACAGCGGGGGAGGAGGCGGCCCUCUGCCUGCCCCGCAGUGAACUCCUCUUCCGGCAGCGGCAGCGCAACGGGCUGGUGAGGGCAGCACUGGAGAAGCUAGAGAAAGGCCCGGAGCCAGGGCAGAGCCAGGAGUGGUGUGGCAGCCUGAAGCAGGCCGCCCCAGCCAUCCAGGCCUGCGUGGAAGCCUGCAACCUCAUUGCCCGCGCCCGGCGCCAGCAGAGCCACUUUGACAGUGGGAACGAGGAGUGGUUCCUGGUGGGCCGUGUGCUGGACCGUGUCUGCUUCCUGGCCAUGCUCUCACUCUUCGUCUGUGGCACCACUGGCAUCUUCCUCAUGGCCCACUACAACCAGGUGCCCGCCCUGCCGUUCCCUGGAGACCCCCGCUCCUACCUGCCCUCACCCCAUGAUUGAGCCAACCAACUGCGGCUGGCCACGCGGAGUCUUCUCAGCUGUUUUCUGCUGCUGCUGAGGUCA